Pipistrellus nathusii (Nathusius's pipistrelle) is the source of this 318-nucleotide messenger RNA. NCBI's taxonomy places the organism in Eukaryota, Metazoa, Chordata, Mammalia, Chiroptera, Vespertilionidae. The record is from the annotation of a GenBank genome assembly.
AUGUACAUUACAUACAACAAUUCUACAAUUGCCACUGUUCAGCAGAUCACUAUGCACAAAGCAGUGUUGAAAACAUUUAUCAAACCUGGGGUCAGAAGAUCACUGAACCAAAGAACGAAGCCUACAAUGUCCACACAGACAGAGCGACAGGGGUCCAUGACGGGAAUGGGAGACUGCAGAACACUAACACGGCGCAACAGGGACAGGACAAUGCCGGCGCUAAAGAGCUCCGGUGCCCCAAAGCACUUCUGUGUAUCGGCCACCACCGACUCCCGCCUGCUGUUCCUGAGCUCCCUCAUGAUGCCCAUUUCUGGGUGA